Molecule: messenger RNA, 399 nt
Organism: Colius striatus (speckled mousebird)
Lineage: Eukaryota; Metazoa; Chordata; Aves; Coliiformes; Coliidae
Product: scale keratin
Exons: 1
Coding region: 4-399 (131 amino acids)
Cellular component (GO): intermediate filament
Molecular function (GO): structural constituent of cytoskeleton
Source: RefSeq, a predicted model, not a curated record
GAAAUGUCUUGCUACGACCUGUGCCCCACCUCCAGCGGCAUCGCCGUCCCUCAGCCCAUCGCCAACAGCUGCAACGAGCCGUGUGUGCGCCAGUGCCCCGACUCCACCGCCCUGAUCCAGCCCCCUCCUGUUGUUGUCACCUUCCCUGGCCCCAUCCUCAGCUCCUUCCCUCAGCAAGCCGUGGUGGGAUCCUCCGGAGCACCCACUUUCGGGGGUUCUACAGGGCUGGGGGGUCUCUACAAUGCUGGAAGCCUCUAUGGUUAUGGGGGCUCUCUGGGAUAUGGGGCCCAGUAUGGAUACGGGAGCCCAGCCCUCCCUACCCUUGGCAGUGGGUUCUGCGGCCCCUACCCGUCCCGCCGCUCCAGCCGCUUCCUCCGCAGCAGCUGUGGGCCCUGCUAA